AUGGCCGUCUUCAUGAUAAACAUCUGUAAAUUUAAUGGCUGUGGCAUUACAUUUCCACGAUUAGCGGAUUUAAUUGAACAUAUUGAAGACGUCCACAUCGACUAUGAUCCCGCAGUCAUUGAACAAAAAGAAGCCUCUCAGCCAGCAUGCAUACCCCUUAGUUACGUAUUGAAAUUUUUCACCGAAGCGUCGAGACGGGAGAUUCAAAACAUGCCGACAGCCGACGUCCGCCGCCGUUUAGUUUCAGCACCAAAAACACCGUCCGUUCGAAGCAGUACACCCACAGGGAGCGAGGUUGAUGAAGAUGAGAUGAUGAGUCCAUCGGAAGACAGCAAUGAUUCUUGGACCACUGUGGAAGAGUAUAGUUCAGAGUUCAUACUGAGAUAUGGUGUCAAAAUGAACGCGAGCGCGUCAUCUGGCGCGUUGGGGCCGGCUGCUCAAGAGAAACCUUUCGCUUGUCCCGUGCCAGGUUGUAAGAAAAGAUACAAGAACGUCAACGGUAUAAAAUACCACUCGAAGAACGGGCACAAAAAGGACGGCAAGGUAAAAAAGGCCUACAAAUGCCAAUGCGGCAAAAGCUACAAAACGGCGCAAGGCCUUAAAAGUCACUCGAUAACUCACCACAUCGAGAACCGGCCUCAUAAGGUCCCGAGUCUUCCAGGCCUAGUGGUGACUGCCUCUCCGGCCCGGCACAUGGAUAAUAUUGACACCAAACUAGUCCGAAUCUACGACACCAUUAAACCCAAAGACCUUCCAUUUAUUCCCAAACAUAAUCUCACCCAAUUCAGCAUCAUCAGCGCCAACCAGGCGCAAUCCCUUCGACAUUCGGUUCUAUUAGCUCCCAAUUCGGAUAAAUUUAAGGAGAGGUCACCAAAGGUCACGGUCACCCAAGAAUCUUAUGACGUGUCCAGUAUAACACAAGCCAGCGACCGUAGAGGGUAA
Danaus chrysippus (African queen) is the source of this 942-nucleotide messenger RNA. NCBI's taxonomy places the organism in Eukaryota, Metazoa, Arthropoda, Insecta, Lepidoptera, Nymphalidae. The record is from the annotation of a GenBank genome assembly.